GAAAAACCCCGAGUGGCCCGUUUUCAUGGCUGGACUCCCGUGCAGAGGCGAAGGGGAAGCGAUAUUCUUUACUGCGCGAGCACAUGCCAGCCAUGCAAGGGGCAUCUGAUAAUGACUCCGAGUCGCUAAACGGUUAUAUGGGUCCGUCAAGAGAUGCAUGGGGUGUUUUGGGAGCCGAUGAGGUCUCUUUAAAACUGAGUAUUGGGAAAGAAAAGUCCGGGGGAGGCCUGGGCCUUCAGCUACCUUGAACACGGGCAACCCCUAGUUUUGAACGGUUUAUGGUAUAUAGGUACAUACUCGAACACCAUGUCAGAGCCGGUCUUGGAAAAGAGGUCAAAGAAACCUGGCCGCCCCGACUACAAAGCUAAGCUUGAUGAAGCCGCGGAUCAAGAAAAGAACCCUCCCCAAGAACAGCAACAAGGCGGCCUCGUAAACAAGGUAUCGCAAUACGUGCCAACCGUGGGGAGGAUGCUCGGGGCUCAGGAACAGGACCCAGGUCGAGAACCAUCACCAGCAAAGAAUGUACCUGGACCUCCAAACCGGCCAGAGAACGACGCACAGAUCGAAGAGUUUCUCAGGGACCAGCACAGCAGCAAAAAGAUUGUGGGCAUAGAGGAGCCAACGCAGGCGUAGAUAAAUGGCGAGCCCAAAUCACAAGCAUGAAGUUCUCAAUAUGUCGAGGCCGCAGCUUGGGAAUGUUAAAAUCCUGCGUCUUUCUUUGCCGGUCACAACUUCACAUUUCCAACGACGGGACAGACUGGCGGUCACUUUUAC
Chaetomium fimeti is the source of this 774-nucleotide messenger RNA. RefSeq lists its product as uncharacterized. Lineage: Eukaryota; Fungi; Ascomycota; Sordariomycetes; Sordariales; Chaetomiaceae. The record is from RefSeq and is a predicted model, not a curated record. The coding region runs from base 307 to 633 and encodes 108 amino acids. The transcript has 4 exons.